CUUACAAUAUUAUAUUUUAUUUUUAUAGUUAAUCUUAAUAUUUAAUGCUUAAAACAGUUAAUUUUGGUCAUCAUCAUGAUACCUAUAAUUAUAGUAUUAGUUUUUCAGAGUAUUAACUAAUACCUAUAUCUAGAAACUUCUAACUAGGACUUCAUUUGAACAGACGGUUUAUUUAUCAUCAAAAUGAUGUCAUUUAAAAAAGGUAAUUUUCGCAUUGGAGAAGCUGAAUUGAAAUGUAAAAAAKCAAAUGGAUGUGAUUAUUAUGGUAAUCCUCAAUGGGAUGGAUUUUGUUCAAAAUGUUAUAAAGACAUACAAAGACAUCGGCGAAUGAAUGCUUCACCUAAAAAGGUACCAAUUAACAAGACUAAUGAAAAACAAGAUUUUAAAAAAGUUGGUUCUACUGAAAAAAAGUCCAAAUUGUCAUAUUUGAAAAUGUUUAAUACUAUUAAAUCCAAAGACGAUAUAUCUGAAAAAUCUAAAAAAGAUUAUGAUCCAAUUAUUGCGAAGAAGUUGGAUCAAUUAGAUGUAGAAUAUAUGCCUAUUUUGUCUGAAACAAAAUCUUUGCGUUCCGAUUUAAAAAAACAAAUCCACAAUUUUUGUCAAAUGAUGAUGAUGUCACAUUUACAAAGCCCUGUUGAUAUUCAGUCUGAACUCACUCAACAUUUUUAUCAAAAUAUUCUGGAUAUGCUGAAUAAUAACUAUUCUUAUGAUGAAUUGAGUCAAGAAAAAAAAGAACAAAUUUUGGAUUAUACAGAAAAAUACUCUAUGAUAAAACUAUAUAAGUUUUUAUUUUGUAUGACUUUGGCUGACGAAGAGGAAGAUUUAGCUAUACAGAAACGGAUUCGUCAAUUAAAUUGGGUGAAUGCUAAACAUCUAGACUGUGAUAUUGACAAAACUAAUGCUCAGAUUAUUGAAUUGGUGUAUAAAGCUAUUCUAGAAUUAUUAGAUAUGGAUUCAGCUACAGCACCACAAGACAAAUUGGCAUGUGUUGUUAGAUGCUGUCGGCAUAUAUUUGGAGUUUUGCAAGGUGGAAACAAUGGAAUGAAAGGACCUGCAUCUGCUGAUGAUUUCUUGCCUGUUCUCAUAUUUGUUGUUCUUAAAGCAAAUCCAGUUAGACUUAAGUCUAAUUUGCAUUAUGUGACUAGAUUUUGUAAUGCUUCGAGGCUGAUGUCUGGAGAAGCUGGAUAUUAUUUUACCAAUUUGUGUUGUGCUGUAUCAUUUAUUGAAAAUAUUAAUGCAGAACUUCUUAGUAUGAAUAUUGAAGAAUUUGAGCAGUACAUGAAUGGAACAUUAGUAUCUGAUACUUGGGAUUCAGCAUUAAUUAUAUGUGAAGGGAUGCAUCAAAUGUUUGAACAGUUAGCACUAUUGGCAGAUUUAAAAAGAAGAAAUAUAAUGAUUGUUGAUGAUGCAUUAAAGCUUAAGAAUGAAAUGUCUGAUUUUAAGGAUAAUUUUAUGGAUCAAUUUGCAGUAUUAAAAGAAGUUUAUACUAUUAUUGAUGAUUGUGAUGAAACUAGUAACAAAGUGACUGUUAGUAUUGAUGAUUAUGAUCCUUUAUGUUCCAGUUUACCCUCAUGGACUAUGACACCACAGGUUAUUCAACCUGCUGAAAGAACUCGUACAAGUUCUUCUUGUACAGAUGUUGAUUCUUGGGACAUCCAUUCUGCCGAAACAGUAUCAUUGCAUUCAUUAGAUACUUGUUUUAAUACACCACAAGAAAAUAAUGAAAUUUCCGGGAGUAGUUUAGAACCUACAAUAAAUGUACAGCCACAGUUAGAUGAAAUACAGGAAAUAUCGAUACAAGGAUGGCAAAUACCUAGUAUACCAUGUGAAACUGGAGGAAAAGAAAUUACCGACUCAAAAAUGAAUACACAAUAAAUAUAAUUAUUAUUUUUGUUUUAUUUAAUUUUUAAUACAAAUUUUGUUAAUAAU
Messenger RNA from Diuraphis noxia (Russian wheat aphid), 1929 nucleotides. It is a transcript of the gene Rabex-5, whose product is annotated as Rabaptin-5-associated exchange factor for Rab5. Gene Ontology annotation, biological process: vesicle-mediated transport. Gene Ontology annotation, molecular function: zinc ion binding; small GTPase binding; DNA binding. The record is from RefSeq and is a predicted model, not a curated record. Lineage: Eukaryota; Metazoa; Arthropoda; Insecta; Hemiptera; Aphididae. Gene Ontology annotation, cellular component: endocytic vesicle; cytosol.